Messenger RNA from Oryza brachyantha (malo sina), 415 nucleotides. Its product is annotated as UPF0434 protein BRADO0313. The record is from RefSeq and is a predicted model, not a curated record. NCBI's taxonomy places the organism in Eukaryota, Viridiplantae, Streptophyta, Magnoliopsida, Poales, Poaceae. The coding region runs from base 47 to 310 and encodes 87 amino acids. The transcript has 3 exons.
CCUGCUAUGCCAGCGAGUCACGACGCGCUUUGCAGAGCGAACGACGAUGAGGCGGACGGCGGCGUUGCUGCUGCGCCACGGCGGCGGCGGCAUCCCUCAGGCGCUCGCCGACGUGCUCGUCUGCCCGCUGUCCAAGAAGCCUCUCAGGUACUGCGAAGCCAGCGGGUCUCUGGUCAGCGACGCCGUCGGCGUGUCCUUCCCGGUAGUCAAUGGAAUUCCUUGUCUUGUCCCAAAAGAUGGUAAGUUGCUGGACCACGACCAGGACAAAUUAGAAGAUUAUGGUGCAAAGGAUUCUUCCCCCAGCGAGUGAGAGGUGGUCCAAAUAUUUGCAUUUCUGUUUUAGUAAUAGGUGGUAAAAAUAAAAUUUUGAGAUAAACCACAGCCUGCUUGCUCUUUCUAGUUCCUUGUUGCUUCA